CCGCCGCCGCCGCCGCCGCCGCCCGAGCUCAGUGCGCUUGCACCAUGGCGGAGCUCCACAGCAGCAACGCGGCUAACCCCACCACCAUUAACAUGACAAACAGCGGCGGGGGUACGGGCCACGUGCCCGUGCUCUUUUCGUACUCGGUGUUCUCGCGGCCCUCCAGCGUGCCCCUGGGCUCCGGCUACGAGGUGCUCAUCCAGAAGUUUCUGUCCAUCUACCGUCACCAGAUCGACGUGCACCGCAAGUUCGUCAUCCAGGUGUUCUCGGACGAGUGGGGCCAGUACGUGGACCUGCCCAAGGGCUUCGUGGUGUCGGAGCGCUGCCGUCUGCGCCUCGUACCGCUGCAGAUGGACAUUGCCACCCUGGGAAACCUCUCCCCCGCCACGACGGUCUUCUUCUGCUGCGACAUGCAGGAGCGCUUCCGGCCCGCCAUCAAGUACUUCGGUGACAUCAUAAGUGUGGGACAGAGACUACUCCAAGGCGCCCGCCUUCUGGGCAUCCCGGUGAUCGUCUCAGAGCAGUACCCCAAGGGCCUCGGCAGCACGGUGCAGGAGAUGGACCUGACAGGUGCCAAGCUGGUAUUCCCCAAGACCAAGUUCUCCAUGGUGCUGCCCGAGGUGGAGGCUGCUUUGGCCGAGAUCCCAGGCCUGCGCAGCGUGGUGCUCUUUGGGGUGGAGACCCAUGUUUGCAUCCAGCAGACGGCCCUGGAUUUGAUUGGCAGGGGCUUUGAGGUCUACAUUGUUGCCGAUUCUACUUCUUCCAGGAGCAUGAUGGACAGGAUGUUUGCACUGGAGCGCAUGGCUCGUACCGGAAUCAUAAUCACCACGAGCGAGUCCAUCUUGCUCCAGCUGGUUGCCGACAAGGACCACCCCAAGUUUAAAGAGAUCCAGAACAUCAUCAAGGCGAGCGCCCCGGAGUCCGGCCUGCUGUCCAAGGUCUGAGGAACCCCCUGUCGCACACCAGGGAGAUCCUGGGAGGGAUUCGUCGGCGAUGCAGAGGAAGGAUGCUGACCGAGCACCUGCUUUUGGGAUGACUAUGUGGUUAAAAUGAUAUUCCCCUGUAAAACCUGCCAUGUGAAAUGGUUCAGAAUUCGGUAUUCACUAGUAGUGCCCCCGAUCGGUUGCAGCAGGUCUAGGAGUGAUGUAUGCAGAGCCUGGUUCCUUUGUGACUUUGGUCCACCUUGUUUUCUUAGAAGCCAACAUCAUAUACAAGUCAGUCCUUGCUGUGAAGUGGAGAAUCUGCGAUAGAAAUGAGCUUUUCAGAGUAGAUUCAGGGAACGAGGUAGACUUCCUGUCUUCAGUCCAACUUCUACAGAAUGUUUCACCGUAUUGUUCUUGUUGGCGGAAGCUCUCAUCAUUGAAUGCAUAUAUCAAUACAAAUUCAUGUGUAUCUUUUUAAAUGUUGGUGUGAUUUAUAUUUUAUAUUAAAAUAUGAUUCGUUUGGGGGAGAUUGUUGUCCUUACUACAUCUGAGCACAUUAACACAAAUCUGACUUAAGGCCCACAGUUAUUUUUUUGUACUUAAAGUAACAUGGUGACAGUUCGCGUUUUGAAAAAUUAUGAAUAAUAUUUGUAAAAUGGGCAUUUAGGCUUAGAGCGUUUACUGGUAUAGGUGUUGUGUAUUGUGUAUGGUCUCUUUUAGAUGCUGCUUGUCUAAUGAACGGACAGCCACAAUAUGUGCCGAUCAUCUUCAUUUGGAAUCGUCACUAGUUUUAUAUUUCUUACCUAUGUUAUAACACGUGUCUGGAAAGAAUAUCCUUGCAAAGGAACGUUGCUUCUAACUUUUUCCACGCCAUCCCCAGUGUUCCAACACAAAGAAUAAAUAACGGCUAUAAAAGUUAUUAUAAAUGUCGGCCCACUUAUUUUCCAGUGUCGCACUAACGUGUCGAACUUUCUCCCUUCAAUGUAUGCGCACACGCGCUUUGGACGUGCUGCGAGAUGUGUGUGCACGCCUGACACAUCCGCCCCAGGUCUCCAGGGGCAGAGGGGGUACCAGCGCCACAGGCAUUUACCCAGCUGGUCGUGUUUGAUGUCGUGUCAGAAUACAUCAGUGUCGUGAAACUAGCCUCCAGCCCGGCAUCGCGUGUCCAUGUAUUAAACAAUGUUGAUAUAUUUUUGAAAACGGUGCCUAUUUAUUAAAUGUCCAAACUGAUUGUAAAACAGCUCUUGAAGGUACUACUUAUUGUGGAGUUUUAGACUUGUGUAAGUUUGUAAAUGCGUACAAAAAACAAUGGUUUUUGUAUCG
Messenger RNA from Scleropages formosus (Asian bonytongue), 2246 nucleotides. It is a transcript of the gene isoc1, whose product is annotated as isochorismatase domain containing 1. NCBI's taxonomy places the organism in Eukaryota, Metazoa, Chordata, Actinopteri, Osteoglossiformes, Osteoglossidae. The coding region runs from base 45 to 944 and encodes 299 amino acids. The transcript is spliced from 5 exons. The record is from RefSeq and is a predicted model, not a curated record.